Molecule: messenger RNA, 2417 nt
Organism: Microtus ochrogaster (prairie vole)
Lineage: Eukaryota; Metazoa; Chordata; Mammalia; Rodentia; Cricetidae
Gene: Arhgap40
Product: Rho GTPase activating protein 40
Biological process (GO): signal transduction; regulation of small GTPase mediated signal transduction; regulation of actin filament polymerization
Cellular component (GO): cytoplasm
Molecular function (GO): GTPase activator activity
Source: RefSeq, a predicted model, not a curated record
AUGACAGAGCCUUCUCUUCUCCCCGCUGCCCAGAUGGAAGGGCUGGCCCUGCUGCCCCUGGCCUCACCCUGCCCCCGGAUCCCACGAGCCCGCAUCGCCAGGCCACCGGGGCGAUGGGCCCCCGUGGGCUGCAGCCCUGGCCCCUCUACAGGACCCACACAUCUGCAACAGCGUCCUCUGAAGUCACGCCCUGCGGACUGCUCCCACUCCCGGCUGUCCUGGGCAGAGAGCUUGUCCAUGGAUGGCUUCUGGUUGGAGGUGGAACGGAUCCAGCAGAAGGGCGACCUGAAGGAGGAGGACAGGGCUGGAAGCGGAAGCCAGCUCCUAGGAGGGGACACUGAAUCCCAGUGGCUACGGGACACAGGUCUGUCUGGCCUUGUUGGUGGCCUGGGCUCGGAUGGUGAUCAUCAGGGACUCCUGUCUACACUGACACAGACCCAGGUGGCUGCUGUGUGCCGCCGGCUAGACACCUAUGCCCGCUCAGCCCGAAGACGACACAAGCCACCCAUCAGAGAUGUCAGGGAUAUCUUUGGGGUCUUCACCUCAAGGGAAGUGGUUUCAGAGAAUGGGACCAUGGGAAUGAAAUGGACCCAGAUCAAUCCUGUGGAUUCUGCAUCUCCCGUAGGGUCCGCAGAUCUCAGGGGACCACAGGAACCAGCUGGAACAGAAGAAGUCUUCAACAUGGACUCUGCCUACUCUGAACAAGCUGCCAUGCUUCUACAGAGGGCCAGGUCAUCCCCGGGAGGCACCUGUGUCUGGGACAAGGGAUUGCUGCCGAGGUUCCGAAUCCCCAAAGGCAGACUGGGUGUGACCAGGAUAGGAGACUUGUCUUCGAGGGACAUGAAGAAGAUCCCUCCCUUGGCCCUGAUAGAGCUGACAGCCCUCUAUGACAUCCUGGGCCUGGACCUGAAGAGGAGCAAAGCCGGGAAGUGGAAAGGCUCAGACUCGGGCCUUUUUGGUGUGCCCCUUCACAGCCUGCUGGAAGCUGACCACAGAGUCCUCCCCAGCGCCCAGGUCCCCCUGCUCCUACAAGCUUUGCUGUCCUGUUUGGAAAAGAGAGGGCUGGACACAGAAGGCAUCCUCAGAGUUCCUGGAUCCCAGGCCAGAGUCAAGGGAUUGGAGCAAAAGCUGGAGCGAGGCUUCUAUGCUGGCCUUGUGAGCUGGGACAAGGUUCAUCCCAAUGACGCAUCAGACCUGCUAAAGAGGUUCCUCCGGAAGCUGCCGGCACCUCUGCUCACAACCGAGUACCUUCCAGCUUUUGCAGCAGUGCCCAACAUCCCUGACCUGAAGCAGCGCCUGCAGGCUCUUCACCUGCUAGUCCUCCUCCUGCCUGAACCCAACCGCAACACCUUGAAGGCGCUCCUGGAAUUCCUCAGGAAGGUGGCAGCCCAGGAACAGCACAACAAGAUGACCUUGUGGAAUGUUUCCACAGUGAUGGCCCCCAACCUCUUCCUGCCCCGGGGACGACCUCCCAAGCUCCCCAAGGGGGAGAAGCAGCUGGCGCAGGGCGCAGCUGAAGUGAUAUGCUUGAUGGUGCAGUACCAGGACCUGCUUUGGACGGUUGCCUCUUUCUUGGUAGCCCAAGUGCGAAAACUGAAUGACAGUAAUGGCCGUCGUUCCCAGUUCUGUGAUGGGGGCCUCAAGACUUGGUUGCGGAGGACACAUGUAGAUAGGGACAAGACCGGGGACGGGCUUGAGGCGACUCCCAAAGUGGCAAAGGUCCAGGUGACCUGGCCUAGCACGGAUCUUCUGCAGGUGCCUCUGAACCCUAGCACCAGAGUGACCCACAUCCUGAAGCUGUUCACAGAGCGCCUCAACCCUGGGUCACAGCCUGAAGAUGGCAGGGAAGACUCAGGCAGCAUUGUCUCAGACACCGCCAAGCCAGCCACCUUCCUUGUCUAUGAAGUUGGAGGGAAUAUUGGUGAACAUCGCCUGGACCCAGACGCCUACCUCUUAGAUUUGUACCGUGCCAACCCCCACGGUGACUGGGUCAUUAGACAGAGCCCCACCUAAGCCUCGAGUCCUAAGAAACAGCCUGGAACACCCAACCUGGGAGCAGAGCUCUUCACGUGGAAAGAUUGGGUCUUCCCAGGAAAUACCUCUUCCAUGCCAGACAACAUAGAGCCCCCGAGGAUGCCACCCAGGACACCUGCAUCUUCACAGGUGUCUAUCCACAAUUUCCAGAAACGGAGAACAAAACUGCAGCACCCCUCUGAAGAACAUGGGGGAGCUUCCGGAGAAUGUUCCUUUAGAGGCAACCCCGCAGUAUGGAGUGGGAAACCACUGUGACCAUGGAGGACCCCUUGUCUUCUCUGAGACCCCAACGAUGCCCUGGACAGAUAACAAACUUUGAUUUGCCCUCUUGUGUCUUAAAUGCUGUUUUAUGGAAACAUGUUGUUUUAUAGCAUAUUUAAGUU